CACACGCCCCUCUCCGCCCCUGCCGCGAGACAGGUGGUUGGACUAUAUGCCUUCAUCCUUGAGCGCUCCCUCUUAUAAUAAAAAUAUCUGUUGACAGCAGGGAAGGGUCGGUUGGCGCGAGCGCGUCCCCGAUGGACUUCCAGCGUGUGACCUCCGCGAUCACCGGGUGGACAGAGAGAGGGGGGCAACAACCGGAACGCACGAGGAGAGCCCCGCCGAUCUACAACCAAAUGUUUUCCGGAGAAUCGCUCGAGCUGCUGUUCACGGGAGGGGGUCUACCGACAGAGGAAUGAGAUGCACGAGUAAAAAGUUGACACGAUUUUGGUGGGAAUUUUCAUCUGAGAGGAGGCGGCAGGAUAAUUUCUGACUAUCCUCCGGUCUGGGAAGUUCCCUCGGGGGGGUUCAUUAUGGCUUCAGGCGCCGGUAAGGCUGCACAGCCCCUCGGGCCGGGCUCUUCCGUUAACGGGACUGCGGCAGAGUUCCCGAACAUCGAGCAGGAGCUGUACGACUACCAGAUGCACAGCAAGAUGUGCAAGAAGAUUGCUCAGCUCACCAAGGUGAUUUAUUCUCUGAACAUGAAGAAUGAGGAGCAGGAGGCGGCCCUGCUGGCCUUGAGCCACGCCCACCACGAUGAGCUGCGCCGCAUCCUGAUGGAGACGUGUCAUGAAGGGGAGGGGUCGCUGCUGAGGACACGGCUCCUCGAACUGCAGGACUCCCUGGAUGAGCAGCAGAGAGUUGGAGCCCAGGUGCAGGCAGACUUUGAGUGCUUCCGGAUACAUAUGGGGGAAAGGGAGCGUGAAACUGAGGCAGAGUUGAGAAAAAGAUUUGAGGAGAGGCUCCAGGCUGCAGAGGAAGAGCUCCAGGAGGCCAAGGUCCAGAUCUGCGAAGCCCAGGAGGAGAGCCUGCGGUUGAGCAAAGAACUGGAGAAGGCCGGGGAGCAGAUCCAAGAGAUGGAUGCCAAAUGUGAGGCGCUACUGAAAGCAACCGACGAGGAGAGACAGCGGAAAGAGGAGCAGAGACAAAGUGAAGAUGAGGAGAAUAAGAAAAAGAAGGAGGAGAGACAAACAGAGGAGCGAGAGGACUCAAAAAAAGCAAAAGCACUCUUAGAGGAGGUAAAGACGCUGAGAGAGGAGAGGGAUCGAGCAGAGGAGGAGAAGAGGCGAGCAGUGAAAGACGAGAAGACGCAAUGGGAGCAAAAGAUGAAUGAUCUAAACGAGGAGCAAGAGGAAAUGAGGAAGAAGAUGGAGGCAGAGUGGAGGGAUGAGCGGCGGAGGUGGGAGGAGAGGGAAGAAGAGGAGAAGAAGGGAAUGCACAGCGCACUAAGAGAGAGAGUGAAGAGGGCUGAGGCAGAGGUGGAAAGUCACCUGGAGAGGUUGGCUGAGAGCAAGAGAAAUUCAGUCAAACUGCAAGAGCGAAUACAGGACCUGGAGGAGGAGCUGGAGCUGGAUCGGAGGCGUGUGUCCGAGGCCGAGGGCGUGGCCAAGCGGGCGGAGGAGGAGCUUGCGGUCGCCAAGGAGAGGCUGCUGCUGCAGGAAGACGAGCUGCAGAGCAGAGCAGAGGAGCUGCUGAACCGCGGAGGCUGUGAGGUGUGCGUGUGUGCUGAAGUGGAGGAACUGAGGAGCCAGGUGAGCCGACUGCAGAGCAGGAACAGAGAGCUGGAGCUGCAGAGCUGCGGCAGAAAUAGCGACCACGCCCGGCAGAUACGCCAGCACGCUGAGGCCCUGUCCAGUCUGCGUUCUGAGAUGGUGAGAGCCCAGACAGAAGAGUUGCGACGCAUCCAAAAACAUGCAGACGAUGAGAGGGACAAACUGCAGAAGGAGAUAGAAAAAGAGAGAGAAACCUUACUGAAGGAAAGAGAACAAGAAAAGAAUAAGUUUGAGAAGGACAGAAACAGACUGCGCAGAGAGAGAGAGGAGGAGAGGGAAGAGGUGGAAGGGAUCAAAGAACGCCUGAGGAGAGAGAAGGAGGAAGAGGUCGACCGGCAGAAGAAGGAGCUGGAUGUCGAGAGGGUUCGCGUUCGCUCGCAGUUGGACAAGAACAUUGAACAGGUCGAGGCGGAGAGAGCCAAUGUGCAGCAGAAGCUGGAAGACGAGAAGAAAAGAUUGGUGGAGAAGGCUGAGGAGGACAGGAAACGGUUGAAGGAGCAGGUGCGGAAGGCGAUAGAGGAGGUGAUGAGGAGGCAUGCGGCCGAACUUCACAGCGUCCAAGAAGCUCUGAGCUCGGAGAGGAAGACCAACCAGGAGGUGUGUGUACGUUUGGAUGAAGAGAGGAGGAGCGCUGAGGAGCUACGCAGCGAGCUGGAGAGGGAUAGAGAAGAGCUGAGGACAAAACUGAAAGAUGCCACCAAUGAGGUCUGUAGGCUGCAGUCAGCGAUCCAACAGAAGGACAAGAAAGAGAAGGUAGCCCCUGAAGCUGCUGCCUCAUGCGGACCGCAGUGCUCUCGUCUGGAGGAAGAUCUUCAUCAGACUCGGAGUCGAAUGGCUCGGCUGCAGGAGGAGUCAGAGAGGCAUCGGGACAGGCAGCAGAGAGAGAUAGCGUCCCUGAGAGCUGACAAACACCGGAUGGAGGAGAAAGUCCUGGAACAGAGCCGACUGAACACGGAGAGGAGUCUUCUCGACCAGAGCCAGCGGCACACUGAGGACCGGAUCAGGGCAGAGUGUGAGGAUCGUCUCAGAGCGGAGUUCAGGAUAGAGAUGAAUGCCGCCGUUGCUGAGAGCGAACAAAGAUGGCAGAACAAAGAGCAGGAGCUGCAGACCCAGAUAUCUGAGCAGCAGAAUCAACUGAGCGAGUUGCAGUCACAGGCGGAGCAAAAGAAGGAGUGCCAGGAAGAUGAUUGCCAUGGCAACCCCGAAAUUGACAGGCUGAGGAAAGAGGUCCAAGACACCAUGGAGAUAAACAAGAAACUGAGGGAUCUGCUGCAGGAGCCACAAACCCAGACUUCAGGAGAGGAGAGGCACAGCCACGCCAAGGCUCUGCAGGCAUUAGAGAGACAGGCGAAAGAAGAUGUGCUGUCCGAGAGGAACAGACUACAGACAAUGCACCACCUGGAGCUAGAUAAGCAGCGUGCAGAGUUGACCCAGCAGCACACAGAGUGGAGCAGACAGAUGACCCAGAGACACAUGCAGCAGAUAGAAGACCUGCAGGCUCAACUACAGGCACACACACAGAUGAUGGCUCUGCAACAGGAUCUGAAGCAGCAGAACCAGAAUCAGGUGUUUGAGCGACAGCUGGAUGAAAGCCGCUGUGCCAUGCUGGAGCUGCAGAGAGAAAAUGCAGCACUAAAGAAGCAAUUAAAGGAGAGGUCGGCACAGGAGAAUCCUGAAGCUGAAGAGAAAAAAGAAGAGGAAAUCGUAGACUUGCGGAAGAAGAGAGACGCCCAGCUGGAAGAAGAAGCACAACGUCUAAAGGAGGAAGUGGAGAAACUGAGGGUGGAGAUGGAGAAACUGGAGGAGUCGCAGAAACACUGGGAGGAGAAGAAAGAGGAAGACGUAAAAGAAGAGGAGGUGGACGAGGAGAAGAAGAAGGAACGGGAGGAGGACAAGAGGAGAGAAGAGGUGGAGGAGAUCAGGAAGAAGCACAAGAAGGAGCUGCAGAGUUUGGUGUCUGAGUACAGCAGCGCCCAGACGCACUUGCAGGCUCGCAUCGUGGCCUUGGAGAACGAAUUUAACUGCAGACUGCGUGAGCGGGAGGAACGGUGCAAGAGGAGGGAGCCUCGAUGUGAUGACCUGCAGCUCGGGAGACUUCAGGAGAGACUGACCGAGAGAGACCAGCUCAUUAAACGAUUAGUGGAAGAGCGCCAUCAGCUGCAGCUCCACCCUCCUGUUGCUGGGGACAACAACACCCUCAGGCUUCGUGACAGCAAGUCCCGCCCCGGGAGCGUCACGCCAACCAUGAGGAGGAAACGCGUGGAGUCUCCUCCUCGUGUCACCAGCAUCCCCAGCACCCCCAGCACCGCUACUUACGACAGGAGCAUCUUCAUACCCCCCUCCUCCUCAUCGUCUUCCUCCUCCUCCUCCGUCCAUCAGCACUCCUCCUCCACCCUCCCCCACCAGUCCACCUCCCAACCUCAGAACUCCCCCCACUACUCCACCUCCUCUCUUCCACACAAGCACACCUCCCUCUCCCUUAGCCAACAUUCCUCCCCCUCCAUCCCUCGCUCCACCAGAUCCCGGACUUCCUGCAUCCCUCCCACCCCGGCGCCCACCGCCCCGCUCCCCGUCUGCCCCUCACCGCAGACGGGAAUCCGCUACGUGUCGCCUUCCUGCCAGGAGCCACAUGCACACCUGCAGGCCCAAUCAAUCAGGGGGCCGUAUCUGGAGCAGAGGGGGACAGAGGGGCUAAAACAGGAGUGGUUCACCAAAUACUUCUCCUUCUGAGCACAAUUACACACACAGCAGCUGCAAGUACAUUUCUGCAUACAGGUCAUUGCUUCUUAUACACAUCCGUUUGCUUCCCACACACACCCACACGCACACACAGACAGACAUAACCACAUCAACAGACAUAUGGGCUCAUCACCAGCAAGGCCAUCUCAAACAUUGCCUCAAAGCUCAACCAAAAAGUGCUUCUCAAACACAGGCCUGACCUCUUCUCAGAGCACAGGCCUGUCGGAUCUUGUUUGUAUAGUUUGGAAUGUCUCCAUGUUUUGUUUUUUUUAAAGCAGUCUUCCUUUUCUAAAAUGCAACCUUUGCUCUAAUCUCAUCACACGAUUAUUCCAGGCAAAUGUACAUUUCUUGAAAUCAACAACCAAGUGUCUCUUCGGGUAUGGAAGCAUUCGACGUAUUCAAUCAAGAUCCCAGUCAAAAUGGACACACGCGACUCACCGUACCAAAAUGAAGCUUGUUUCAAUGCAAAAAUGUAUGAUAAUCUUACUGAACAAAUUGAAUAAAAUAUUUUGUUUUUUUAAGUGCU
This is a messenger RNA of Cottoperca gobio, 4911 nucleotides long. RefSeq names its product family with sequence similarity 184 member B (gene fam184b). Bases 408 to 4376 code for a protein of 1322 amino acids. The record is from RefSeq and is a predicted model, not a curated record. NCBI's taxonomy places the organism in Eukaryota, Metazoa, Chordata, Actinopteri, Perciformes, Bovichtidae. The transcript is spliced from 18 exons.